AUGACAUUGGAUUAUGACUGUCUUGGUUUUGAUGAUGCGGAGUUUGAACCUCAGACAUAUUUCUCUUUUAAUGAGUUGCUCGACUCUGAAGAUGCUGGUGGUUCAAAUGGUGCUGAAUUAUCAGAAAUCCCAAUAGAAAAUUGGGAAAAUCCAUCCGCAUUCCCACAAAAUGAAGCUCUCAAGAUAUCUUAUGAUAAUGAAGAACCUAUGAUAUCUAUUGAAACCAAUCUCCAUAUUCCUUGUAAGAUUUGUUCCCACACUGAUCCUUUCCCGGAUCUUUCUUGUCAGAUAUAUGGUGUUUGCAUUCAUAGUCAUUGUUCUCCAUGGGACCAGCAGUUGCCUCAGGAGGACGGCUGGAGGUGUGGCAAUUGUCGGGAAUGGAGAUAUUCAUUCUUUUGUGGUUUUUUGAUGUUUGGAUGUUUGAGGUGGGGAAUGGAUGGACCACUUUAUUUGCCGACUGAGGAGACUGGCAAUUACAUAGAAAAUUCGAAUAUGCUAGUCGCUUGUGAUAUUUGCUUGAGAUGA
Molecule: messenger RNA, 525 nt
Organism: Fraxinus pennsylvanica
Lineage: Eukaryota; Viridiplantae; Streptophyta; Magnoliopsida; Lamiales; Oleaceae
Source: the annotation of a GenBank genome assembly